AUGAAUUCAAAUGUAAUUUAUGUUCCAAAAGACCUUUCUGAAUGGAAGAAUGAAGAAAGGGUAUUUAUUUUACUAGACCGAGCAUGCUUAGAAUUAUAUGAAAAGAAAGAUAAGUCUCUCGAGUUACUUAAUGGCAUUGACCAUCCAAAAAAAAAAAUCGAAGAAUAUUGUUCAUCUCAUUUUUCCGAAAUAUUCUCGAAAGAAGAAAUGGUUUUAAACAUCAGGCCAGAUAUAUUGCAUCAAUGUUUACUUUCACUGCUAGAUUCUCCUCUAAAUAAAAGUGGGAGAUUAUUAGUUUAUAUUCGAACCAUGAGUAACGUAUUAAUAGAGGUAAACCCACAACUUUCUGUACCAAGAAGCUUUAAGGAAUUUUCGUCGUUAAUGGUAAACUUACUCGUUAAGCGCAAAGUCCUAGCGGUUAAUGGAAAUACUAUUUUGAUGAAAAUAAUCAAAAAUGACAUUGACAAAAUUUUGCCUAUUGGAGGAAAAAAAUAUGGUCUUUCAGUUAAUGGUACCCAAAAGAGUAUUCGGGCUUUGGCAAAUGAAAUAUAUUCAGGUCAAGACUCCAACGCACGCAAGAGUGCAGUAACAUUCGUUGUUGGUGCGGUUGCAUAUGGCGACCCAAUACAGAGUUGUGAUUUCAUAGAAGAAGUAAUUAGCAUUAGUUCAUACCCACUAUCUGCAGCACUCUGUUGUUCAAAAAUUUGCAAUGAAUUUGAAUAUUUAUGGGGAAUUUGUUAG
Molecule: messenger RNA, 741 nt
Organism: Cryptosporidium ubiquitum
Lineage: Eukaryota; Apicomplexa; Conoidasida; Eucoccidiorida; Cryptosporidiidae
Product: MRA1 NEP1 like pre-rRNA adjacent protein
Exons: 2
Coding region: 1-741 (246 amino acids)
Biological process (GO): rRNA base methylation
Cellular component (GO): nucleolus; small-subunit processome
Molecular function (GO): rRNA (pseudouridine) methyltransferase activity; rRNA binding
Source: RefSeq, a predicted model, not a curated record